AGAUUCGUUGCCCCCGAGUCUGUGCUCGCGCCCAUCCCAGCACUUGAACUGCAGUUGGUCUGUUUUUCAAACAGCGCUUGUUACCUGACUCAUCAAGAAUGGAAAGCGGUACUGCCAGCGCCAACUCGGAGGCCCCAACUCUGUGUGCCGGAGGAUGUGGCUUUUUUGGAUCACCACAGUUGAAUUCAUACUGCUCAGUGUGCUUCAAGAAGACGCAUGGUGAGGAAGAAUUCAAGAGGAGGACAGGAAAGGCUACCGAUUCUGCAUCGAAAGAAACCAUUUCCUACGGCGAGGGUAACAGCAAGGGUGAGCAAAUAGUUGCACGAUCAGAAGCUUGCAAUCAAGCUCCUGAGGUUAAGCAGGACGAUGGAAAGGAUUUGGAAUGUAACUCAAUCAAAGAUGACUUGAAGGAGGAGGAGGAUGCCAAGAUAGAAUCUGAAACUGCUGAGUGUGCAACAACAGCCGAAACUGCAGAUGACGAGCCCAAAACAAAGAAGAUGGCUACCAUUCGAUGCGAGACGUGCAAGAAAAAAGUUGGGCUGACGGGAUUUCAUUGUCGAUGUGGAGGAACUUACUGCGGGACACACCGAUACUCGGACAAGCAUGAUUGCACUUUCGACUACAAGUCUCUCGGUCGUGAGCAGCUGGCCAAAGCCAAUCCAACAAUCUGUCCAGAGAAGUUAGACAAGAUUUGAGCGUUUGUGACAAAUUUUUCAGCACCCACGGCGUCAUACUGGCGCCUUCAGGAAGUUAGUGUGAAUAUUCUCUUGU
Molecule: messenger RNA, 771 nt
Organism: Guillardia theta CCMP2712
Lineage: Eukaryota; Cryptophyceae; Pyrenomonadales; Geminigeraceae
Exons: 2
Coding region: 99-695 (198 amino acids)
Molecular function (GO): DNA binding; zinc ion binding
Source: RefSeq, a predicted model, not a curated record